AUGUCACCAGCUGUGGGAGUAGCCCUCGUCCGCCCCAUAUCAAGCUCUACGGCCCUCGUCCCUGGAGAUGACACGAUCAUUUCCGGCUCCCUCGAAGUGGUCAUGGAAUAUCGAAGGAGAUGUCGGGGUAUAUCGGUAUUUGUGCAGGGUGUUUCCAGGGUGUGGAUGGGCGAUACGAGGGGAUGGGAGGAAGAUGGGAUAUUUGAGCGGGUGGUGCAGAUCCAGAAUGAGACGGAGCAUGGGAUGUGGUUAGAGCAGGGGAGUCAAGGCUUCUCCUUCAAUCUUGUCCUUCCCGCCUCGCUCGCAACGCACGACUGCCACAAAUACGGGGUCAUCACAUAUCACCUCUACGCGCACGUCCAGGGAUGUGCCAAAUCCUCCAGCGGCGGCAUACUCGGGGCGUUACGCGGACGCGGAGCAGCAACAGCUGAAUGGCUGGAUGGGGACCUCUUCGUCAAGCGAAACCUGCUCGUUCAUGCCAUUACGAGCCCCAAUGGCGGUGUGCACCAGCUGAACCUCGAGCGGAGGGGCGAGAUCCAACAUUUAGGCUUGUGGGGCAUCAGUGCGGUAACCGAUCUGUGGUCAAUAUCUGCCGUAUUCCUGCUCACAAUCUCCCUGCCCACCCCUUCACCUCAAACUACCAUCUUCCUCAUCCGCGUCGUUUUGGCCCAGUCAUACACCAUUUCCUCUCCCCGCUCGCCGGACGACCCGCCAACACAUCCAGAACCGACGCGGUCGAUGGUGCUAUACCAAACGGGUCGCACUCACGCUUCAGGCGAAAAGUUCCCGGGACAUACCGUGAACAGCCUGUGGCGCGGACCGGAGGCGGGCGGAUCGCGCGGAGACGGACGAUGGGCAAUAAAGGCGAUAGUGAGGGUGCCGACACACGAAAAAGUCCGGCCUAGUACGCAUGAAGGCACGAUAACGCCGAUACGUGUCACACAUCGGCUCGACCUACAAGUCUUCUUCUCUGUUGAGGGCGAACUCGCCGAUGGGGACCCCUGCGAUGGUCCCGGAGAGCUGCAAAUGAUGCAGAAUGACGCCGAGGGCCUCAAGGAGUUUGAUCAGCUAUUCCAAACGCCCGCAGCGCAAUUGGGGUGCAUGUGCGGCUGUACGCUGGAGGAGCUUAGUGCCCCGCUGGAGCAGCGGAUGCUGUCAACCGACCCCGACGAUUUCUGGAGACAUGAGACUGGGGAUGAGGGCUCAGCGACGGAGGAGGGAGUCGUCAGCGGUUGGAAAUACACCGAUAUGAAUCCUGCCCUUUAG
Dioszegia hungarica is the source of this 1266-nucleotide messenger RNA. RefSeq lists its product as uncharacterized. The transcript is spliced from 6 exons. The record is from RefSeq and is a predicted model, not a curated record. Lineage: Eukaryota; Fungi; Basidiomycota; Tremellomycetes; Tremellales; Bulleribasidiaceae. Bases 1 to 1266 code for a protein of 421 amino acids.